CGCAGACAUCAUUGCAAACCAUUCAACGUGGGCCUUAAAAAAAAAAAAAAACCCAAAUCCAUGAGAAGAAAAUUCUUCCAGUUCCGGAAAACUGCAAAUCGUCAAUAACGCCUACGACCGCAACACCAGCGUUUAUUUCCUUAAUUUCCUUAUCGCCCCCAAUUAACGGUCGGAAUUGUUUACAAAUAAGAAUCAAACAGAUGUUUUUUUAUUGUGCGUAACAUUUUGAAGCGACACAUCCCCGAAUCCAGCAGGAAUGUCGGGACUGUGUGAUUUAAAAAUAGCAUCAUCUUCUUUCCUGACAGCCUGCUCCAGUAACUCUUUCGCAAACAGCAGCGCUGUGGGGACAGAAGCAGGAAUGCGAAGAUGGCUGCAGAUCUAGGAGAGCUACUGGUUCCCUACAUGCCCACCAUCAGGGUUCCCAGGACUGGAGAUCGGGUUUUCAAGAGUGAAUGUGCCUUUUCCUACGAUUCCCCCGAGUCUGAUGGGGGCCUCUACGUGUGUAUGAACACAUUCUUGGGUUUUGGCAGAGAACAUGUGGAGAGGCACUACCGCAAAACUGGGCAGAGCAUUUACAUGCAUCUGAAGCGGACUGUUAAGAAGAAAGCCACAGGUGCUACUGGAGGUGCUGUGCCGAGGAGGCAAAAUGGGAAGACAUUCCUUGAUCUAGAACUUCACCAGAAUUAUAACGGCGAUGAUUAUGAAUACGAAGAUGAAGCAAAGCUCGUGAUAUUCCCAGACCACUUCGAGAUCCCCUUGCCAAAUAUUGAGGAGUUGCCUGCACUGGUGACAAUAGCCUGCGAUGCUGUGCUCAACGCUCCCUGCGGAUUCCGGAAACAGGAUCAAGACUCCUGGGAGGAGGAGAUCCAGGUGUCAAAGCAUGCUAGGAGUCUCCGACAGCUGGACAAUGGGGUUCGAAUCCCGCCAAGUGGCUGGAAGUGUACCAAAUGUGAGAUGAGGGAGAACCUGUGGCUGAACCUUACAGAUGGGUCAGUGCUUUGUGGGAAGUGGUUCUUUGAUGGUAAUGGUGGUAAUGGACACGCCCUGGAACACUACAGAGAAACCAGCUUCCCCUUGGCGGUCAAGCUGGGCACAAUAACUCCAGAUGGAGCAGAUAUUUAUUCUUUUGAUGAAGAAGAGGCUGUUUUAGAUCCACAUAUCUCCGACCAUUUAGCACAUUUUGGAAUAGAUAUGUUACUAAUGCAAAAGACGGAGAACGGUCAUGUGGACAAUGAGGCGAGGCCACGCGUGACUGAGUGGGAGGUGAUCCAGGAGUCGGGCUCUAAGCUCAAAGCAGUCUACGGUCCUGGUUACACUGGGAUCAAAAACCUGGGCAACUGCUGCUAUCUAGGAACCACUAUGCAAGUCCUCUUCAGCAUCCCGGAAUUCCAGAGAGCGUAUGUGGGAAACCUUCAGAGAAUAUUUGAUUACUCACCACUUGAUCCCACGCAAGACUUCAGCACGCAGAUGGCAAAGCUGGGACAUGGUUUGCUUUCAGGCCAAUACUCAAAGCCUCCUGUGAAAUCCGAACUCAUUGAACAGGUGAUGAAUGAAGAGCACAAGGUGGUAGCCUGGCACCAACAGAAAGGAAUCUGUCCACGGAUGUUCAAGGCUUCAGUCAGUAAAGGCCACCCUGAAUUCUCCUCCAACAGACAGCAAGAUGCCCUCGAGUUCCUGCUUCACAUAAUCAAUCUAGUAGAGAGGAACAGCGCUGGCUCAGAGAACCCCAGCGACGUGUUCCGCUUCCUGGUGGAGGAGAGGAUCCAGUGCUGCCAGUCCCGGAAGGUGCGCUACACCCAGAGGGUGGACUACGUCAUGCAGCUGCCGGCCCCCGUGGAGGCUGCCACUAAUAGAGAGGAGCUGAUUGCGUACGAAGCCAAGCGGCAGGAAGCGCAGGAGAAGAUGACAGCUUCUCCGGAGCCGGUGAGGGCCAGAGUCCCCUUCACAGCCUGCCUGCAGGCGUUCUCCGAGCCGGAGAACGUGCCGGACUUCUGGAGCUCCGCCCUGCAGGCCAAAUCGGCCGGAGUGAAGACGUCCCGAUUUGUGUCAUUCCCUGAGUAUCUGGUUCUGCAGAUCAAGAAGUUCACGUUUGGGCUUGACUGGGUGCCCAAGAAAAUUGACCUCUCCAUAGACAUGCCAGACUUCCUAGAUCUAACUCGCCUUCGUGCCACGGGACUGCAAGCAGGAGAAGAGGAGCUUCCUGAUCUCAUGCCACCCAUCGUCCUUCCUGAAGACACUCGAGAUAGUUCAAUGACAGAUUCUCCAGAAAUAGAUGAGUCUGCCGUGAUGCAGCUGGCAGAAAUGGGCUUUCCCCUGGAAGCCUGUCGGAAAGCCGUGUAUUACACAGGAAAUAUGGGGGCAGAGAUGGCCUUCAACUGGAUUAUAGCCCAUAUGGAGGAGCCCGACUUUGCAGAGCCGUUAGUAGCGCCCUCCCUCUCUGAUUCGGGUCCUUCCAGUGCAAGUCAGGCUCCCUCUGCGGACAGCCAGCCCCCCGAGGAGAGUGUGGCCAUCCUGACCUCCAUGGGCUUUCCCAGAAGACAGGCUGUCCGCGCCCUCAAAGCCACAAACAACAAUCUAGAGCGAGCUCUGGACUGGAUCUUCACGCACCCUGACAGCGAGGAGGACAGCGGGUCUGCGUCUGACAUGGCCGACACAGAACCCAAUGACAAUGCCUUCUCCAGCGCCAACGCACAUAGCGACUCCACGCUGUCCCCUGAUCAGGACCCGGCUGGGCCCAGGAUCAAAGACGGACCUGGCCGAUAUGAACUUUUCGCUUUUAUAAGUCACAUGGGAACUUCAACAAUGUCUGGGCAUUACGUAUGUCACAUUAAGAAGGAGGGAAGGUGGGUGAUAUACAACGACCACAAAGUCUGUCUGUCAGAAAGACCUCCAAAGGACAUGGCCUACAUGUACUUUUACCAUCGGCUGUCUAGAAGCUAGAUCAAAUUUGCACGCACUAACCUCAAAAAAGUACCACCGACUUCUACCCCAAAUGAGCACAUGUAACAAAGGAAAGCAAUGAAAAUGUCAAAACCAAACCAGCAAGGAGAAGGACUUGUGGACAACGAGGGGCUGAAGUCAAACGCUGCCGAACAUACAUAGUCAAAGGAGAAAGUAUGGUACCUGUCAUUUUGUUCAUUGGUUUCUUUUUGUGUUUUUGUUAAUAGUGUGGAUGGAUUGGGGUGAGACCCCAGUGUGCGAUCUGGGUUACUGAAAUGGUAUCCCAAGUUCUACAGUAUUACAUAUCUUGUAUGCCUUCAAAUCUAUAGGAAAGAUAUUUUCAUGCUUGAGGAUAUGACUAAUUUUGAGCGCACCAGUUUAACAAUCCAGCUCUUGAAGUGGACUAAGAGUGCAUUUUCUGUACUUGCCAGAAUAAGUUAUUCUUUUUGAACACUAGUGGGCGGUAGAGCUGGAAGUAGGGAUGCUGAUAAUCGGUUUCAUCAAUGGGGUAAAAAAAGGUCUGUAUUAAUCUCACAGUUGCUCAAAGGCAACUUUGUGAGUAUUCCUCCGAAAAGACUGCCAUUUUUAACUGUCGAUACAAAAGCACUGUCCUUUCGACACCCUUAGCUCAAAACGUCUUCCCGCGCCUUCGCUAGUGGGAGCCAUGUAUAUUUAGCAAGCUGGCUAGGGGGGACUUCAGGCUGGUUAUGCUAGAGAGACAUGAAAAACAGAGGGAUUCAAACAUUUACGUUAAAUGGUACUGGGGGUCAGAGGUAGAGAUUUCAGGCCCAGAGAGUGCAAAUCCAGACCAAGAUUUUGCUUCAACCAUUUGCGUAUAAAGACUCACAGUGACAGAGGACUCAACUGGUUGGUUGAAGCACAAUCUUGGUCUGGAUUUGUACUCUCUGGACCUGAACACUCCACCUCUGCUGGGGGUGUAUCACAUCAACUGGGCAUAAGAAUUCAGUGUGCUGGACUUUCACUUCCCCACGUCCUCAUGUCUGCAGUUUGGUUUUCAUUCAGAUUAUCUGCAUCAUUCAUUCGGAUGCAUUUCUUGAACUGAUUUCAAAGGCAUGUUUGUUUUGCAUCUAAGCAAUUUUGUUCAAACCAAAGCAUUUAGUUUUGUUUGCAGUAUUGUUGCGCACAGUUGCCCUGUUAUUUUUAAUGAAAAAUGGACACUUUAAAACCAACAUUUUGAUAAUGAAUUCAUCUCAUUUUUGAAAUCCUAUUUAAAAAAAAAACUUUAUGAUUUAUCACAAAAAAAUGUAUCAUUAAGGAGAACUGGCAAAAUUCCAGUUUCUCCUAAGUCCAUGUUAUAAAAAAAUAUAAAUUUAAAACACACACACACAAAUUUCUGCGGACGAAGUCCUAAAUAUUAAUAAGCGCAGUAUUAUCUUAAACACCUGAACUAAAUGAGUCUUGCAUUUUAUUCCGUUCUCAAACUUUAUCCACUAGUAUGUUGCUAGGAGAAAAUGAGUUAAUAACAAAGAGAUGGCAAGCAGAAUCAUUUUCAAAGGGUGAGUUACACCGAUAUUUACCAGUUAAAAAUAAAUAAACAAAAGCUCAUUUUUGCAGAGGAUAGAUGGCUUCCCUUCGAAUGAGGCAGUCACAUGACUACCUGUUAUUAUAACGGCCGUACAGCGGGAUGCAUUGCUAUAAGUGCAAUCCCUCUUGUUCGUUAUUUUAUUCGUAUAGUUUUUUUGCUGGUCACAGUUCUCUGUAUACAAAAUGUGACGACCUGUAGUUACUAGACUAAUAUUUGAAGUAACUGCACAUCGUUUCAAAGCAGGGAGUGCUACUGUUUAAUACUGCAUUGAUGCAUCUUCUCCAAAAGCCUUUAAAAUGAAACCGUUACCAUACAUAAAUGAGCAGUGUUUUGUUGUUAAUUACUAUAGCAAUAUGCCAUGACAAGAGAAGGACAUUGGUUCUUCUGACAAAUAUGCAGUUCAUUACUCAAACUGAGGCUUUAUCUAUGUACGGAUACAGUCUGUAAGAGACAUAUCCACUGAAUGUAUUGCUUUGGGUGCUCAUUGUUAUAAGACAUUGCUGGACAGUUUAUUCUCAAAGGAAAUCCUGAAGUUAUUUAUUGUGCUGCCAUGUUAGUUUACCUUUAAUUCAUCUCAUACGUGUAUAUAUUUCAUUUUGCACAAUAUAUUUGGCACGACAGACUUUGUUAAAGCAAAUGGAUUUUUGUGGCCAUGUUUAUUUUAUAUAAUUGUGGAUAAGCACUGUCCCUAGUUCAUACCAAAUUAAAUGCGGACAUUUGUACGGUUUAUGUUUUUUUCUUUUUUCCCCAGCGGGACAAAGUAAAUCAGGUUACUUUAAGGGUCGGAAAAUCUGACGGAGUCAAGAAUUUCUGUGGUGUCACUAUUCUGGCCUCUUGAAUUUUGAAUGUCAUAUAUGAAAUGCAAUCUGAGACUAAAGUGUAACUUACAUAUGUGCAAUUGUACCUUAAUAUAUUCUACUUUUAAUUCAUGACAUUUUUUUAUGGCAGAUUCACACUGAUGCCCCUUUUGACAACGGCUGCCUUCCGUCAUGUUGGCCUGCACGCACAAACACACACCACUUUUCUCUUUUACAAAAUGAUCUUUUCUAUCUGUGUACUCUACUGUGAUGUUUUUUUUCUGCAGCGAUCUUGACGUGUUUCUGUCGAUUCGGUUAUUUAACUGAAGCUUCCCAUAACGCACCACUUGCUGUCUAUUUUAUUUCACCAUAUUUUUUUCAAACGUGACUAUGCCAAAUUUUUUUUAAUCAUUGUCAACAGUCUGCUGUGCGACAAGCUGAUGGAAAUUAGUUUGUUUCAGUGUUGAAAAGUUAUGCAUAUUAAUUGGGAGGGUGUAUGUUGAAAGAAAAUCAAACCCUUGGUGCUGCUUACUUGCGAUAUUGGGAUGGAUCAAUAAACUGCAAACUGUUGA
Messenger RNA from Brienomyrus brachyistius, 5855 nucleotides. RefSeq names its product ubiquitin carboxyl-terminal hydrolase 13-like. The coding region runs from base 367 to 2940 and encodes 857 amino acids. NCBI's taxonomy places the organism in Eukaryota, Metazoa, Chordata, Actinopteri, Osteoglossiformes, Mormyridae. The transcript is spliced from 21 exons. Gene Ontology annotation, molecular function: protein binding; zinc ion binding; cysteine-type deubiquitinase activity. The record is from RefSeq and is a predicted model, not a curated record. Gene Ontology annotation, biological process: protein deubiquitination.